Molecule: messenger RNA, 3515 nt
Organism: Penaeus vannamei (Pacific white shrimp)
Lineage: Eukaryota; Metazoa; Arthropoda; Malacostraca; Decapoda; Penaeidae
Source: RefSeq, a predicted model, not a curated record
GUUGUCUUGCGCAUCAGAUCCGAUGCUCUCAUGGCGUAAGUGCAAAUCCCAGCUCGCUCGACCAAAGUUUUGGCUCCCGCGCCGCCCCGGGACGAUGAUUUAGCCUUGAUGGCCGCUCGCAGGACGCCUUGUGACGCCAGGACACGACGAUGUCAAGUUCAUUUGUCAAGGAUUGUUCGGAUGUAUCAGCCCCAGGAAACGCAAACUCUGGCAAGACAGUCAUCAUUAUUGUCAAUAAUGAAACGGGAAAUGUUUCCCUGGAUGGAGAUGAGCUUCAGAACUUGUUAGCUAGCCAUGGAGCAGAUGGUUCUCAGGUUAGUGUAGUGCGCAUGGGCAGUGGUGGCGUAGGCAAUCUGACAGAAGCAAAUCUUACCGCCCCCUUGCCUGCCACUGGCGACGGAACUACACAUGUCAACCUCACAGUGGAAGGAUAUCCACCUCUACCGCUUGAAGCAGGACAAGCAGGAAACUCGGGAAAUUAUGCAGAGUUACCCUUGGAUGCAGAUGCUUUUAACAGAUUAGAGAGUGUCCUGCAGAGUGAAGAGGCUCGCAAGAUUUUAGGGGAACCUUUGAUAGACAUGGUCACACAUCCUGAUCAGUUAGGAACACUUGAUCAACUCAUGGAUUCCUCAUUCUUUGAAGGGGGAGACUCGGAGGAUGCAAACCUCUCAGUGGAAGGAGUUUCCCCGGAGGCAGCAGGAUCUCCACAGAAGCAGGUCCAGUCCCCUCCUAAGCGCAGGUCACAAAGGCAGAUGGACAAGGCCGAGAAGGAAGAGGUGGUGAAAAUAUUAGCUGAGAAUCAGAAGAAAAUGCAGGAAGAGAAGCAAAAGUUGAAUGAAAAGCAAAUGCUCUCUCAGAUGAACAGAUUGCCUGCAGUGGUCUCAGAGUCAGAAAAGAAUGCAGAAGAAACUGCUUCAGCCUCACUUGUGGACAGUAUAGAAAGCAGAGAGGAAGACGUAGAGACAGAAGCUGGUGUUAAGGGAGGAGGCCGCAAGGAAAUGGCUGAGAAGGAAGGGGAAACUGUGGCUCGGGGCAGGGGGAGGGGCCGUGGAAGGGGAAGGGGAAGGGGUAGGGGCAGAGGCAAGACCGAAAAGUCUCAGGAAAUGAAAGGUAGAGGAAGGGGGAGGAGAAAAGUUGAGGUAGAUGCAACAGAAACUGUUGGGGCAGGGAGUGAUGAAGAGAAAAGUGACAGGAGAGAAGAUGCUACUACCCCUGGAAGAAGUAGAGGGAGGGGGAGAGGAAGAGGAAGGGGAAAAGGAUCAAAUAGCAAGGAAGACCAGUCUAGUGUAGGAAAAGGGAAUACAGAAAAUGCUGAAGAAAACAUUAUGCCUUUUCCAUCAGGUUUGAAGAUGAGGCAGCUGACUGUGAACGUUGAAAGAGUGGACUUGGAAGCAGGCCUAAAGCAAGCCGAUUCCACAACAGCAGUCAAGGAGGAAUUUGCAGAUGCAGAUGAUGAUCAGUCUCCAGGGAAAAUUAGUGAAACCAGUGACAGUGAGGGACUCUUGACAGUACAGAAUGCCUCUAAAAGCUCCCUAGCUGAAGGGCAGGAAAUAGCUGCAGGGUCCAAUAGAAUGAGAGAGGAAGGAUUGGGAGGUGAAGGAAAGAAAAAGGCUCUGAAAAAGGAAUCCAUAACUCAGAAACCGAUCCCUCAGUUUGAACCGGCCUUGUUCUCCACCCCUGAUGUAAUGCAGAAAAUUGGGGAGGUGAAUUCUAGUCAUUCUGUGAUGGUGAAGGGAAGUGCAAAAGCAAUCAAGCCUCAAAAAAUCCUUGUGCUUAAGAAAGAGGUAAAACAAGAGGACAGUCAAGCUUUAAAGAGCACAGGUGAAGGGGAAGGGAGUGAAAGUGAUUUGUGCAAAGAGGAAAAGGUUUGCAUUGCAGAAAAUGACAGCAAACCAUUGGAGGAGAGUGUGCUGAAAGACCAGGGUAUGGAACUUAAGGGAGGGGAAGUGCCUAAAAUGCCACUGGACACAUUGAAUUCAGAUCCAAGUACAGAUAGUGCUGGGGACAAGCGAGUUAGUGAAAACAGGCAUAAAGUCAUUCAGGUAAAGAGUCCCAAAGGAUUCCGCCAAGUGGUGGUGCUGAACUCGGCCAAGGCGGGCAUGUACAGGGAACCCCUCAUCAAGGUCAUUCCCCCAAAGGACCCACCCCGUGAGGAGGAGAAAAUUACUCCAGGGAAGCAGCGGGCAGCCCUGAAGAAAGAGAAAGUGCACAAGAAAGAGGAAGACAUUCAGAAGAGCACAAAUGACAAGUGGGAGAAUGGAGGGCUGAAGGCAGCAGGCAGAAUUGAGGCUCAGUUGAAAAGGGCUGAUUCUUUCAAAAGACUGGAAGAUGUAGGAUUAAUGAAGAAAAAGGAAGAAUCACAAAGGAAGAUUGAGGAAAUUCAGAAGAAACGGGAAGAGAUGAUGAAGAAGAGAGAGGCUAUAAUGAAAAGAAAAGAAGUUGCUUUACAGCAGAAGCUGGAUGAGCAAAAUGGAAAACUGGAGACCACUCCAGUUAGGAAUAAUGUACCAUCUCCAAGGAAAACCAUCCAGCAGAAGAAAGAAAGCCAUUUGCCAGAGAAAAAGCCUGUAAAACAGUUGCUUAAAACACCAGCAAAGAAUGCUGUGACACCUUCCAGGAAGGCAGUCCUUUCUGCUGAGGAAUCGACUGUCGAUGAGUCUCCUGUAAGAAGAAGUGGACGUGCCAUCAAGAAGAAGACCUUUGGUGAUGAAAUGCUUACUUUUGAUUUGAAGGAAGACAUUGCUACUGGCGAUGCUCCUGAGGAAGAGCAGGAGCAAGAGCAGGAGAGUGAGGAUGAUGAGGAUGAAGAGUCCCUUGAGGAUUAUGGUCAGGAAGACGACCCAGAUAAACUUUGGUGUAUAUGCCAAAAGCCCCAUAACAACCGCUUCAUGAUAUGCUGUGAUAAGUGUGAGGAUUGGUUCCAUGGAACCUGUGUAGGAAUUACCAAAGCUAUGGGUCACCAGAUGGAAGUAGAAGGCCAGGAGUGGGUUUGCCCAAAAUGCAAAAAAGCUGAGCGUGCCAUGAAAGGAGCAGCGUCACCCACAAAGAAGUGUGCGGUAGAAUCGUGCAAUAAGUCGCCAAAAGCUGACUCCAUCUACUGUAGCAACGACUGUGUUCUGAAGCAUGCACAAAUGUCCCUUAAAAUGUUGGGAAAAUAUGACAAGGACCUAGACGUCCAGUAUGUUGCAAAUGCAGCCACAAUGCCUGUGAAGAGUGAGCCAAGGGUUCUUGUGUAUGAGAAGUCAACAGGAAAAAUACUGACAGGAUCAGCAGCUCCCACACUUCGCCCAGCUGAGAAGACUAGCUUUGAAGCAAACACCCAGACUGUGCGGCGUUCUUCAGCCAGAAUGAAUGGGAGCUUCAGGGCAGUGGCUGACAACUUAAUGCUAAAUUUUCAAGAAAAGUACACGUUAUGGAUGUCACCCACCAAGAGGUUUGUGUACUCUUGGCAAGUCAUUCCCAUCACCUCAGCCUUUGUGGAAAUGCUUCAUGAUGGCAAGUUCGCAUCACCUUAA